GGCAAAGACAUACCCAAGUGCAAAAUAUAAGGAGGUGGAGUGGACGUGCUCACUGCACUCACUGCUAUCACUGCAAUCACUGCAAAGGGGAACAAUUCAAAGCAGGGCUGCCAAAGGAGGAGGGUUCAAGCAGGAGAAAAGAAAGAAGGCAAAAGGAGGCAUGGCUAACGUCAUUCCUGAAAAGGUCAAGAAAUUAUGGGAUGAAUGGAAUCUCCGGGGUUCCAUUCUUUUCAGUCUUUUCCUCCAGAUAUUGUUAAUUUUUUGUGCGCCAACGCGAAAGCGGAGAGGAAACACAUUUGUGACCCUCAUUAUCUGGUCAGCCUACUUGCUGGCCGACUGGGUGGCAGCCUUUGCAGUGGGUCUUAUUGCCAACAGCCAAAAUGACAUGAAAAACAAAUGUGAGAUGCCAGUUCAAACCGAGGACCUUCUGGCUUUGUGGGCUCCUUUUCUACUGCUACACCUUGGUGGCCCUGAUGCCAUCACUGCUUUCUCCCUCGAAGAUAAUGAGCUCUGGAUCAGGCAUUUGUUCGGGCUCCUUAUCCAGCUUAUUGCCGUUGGUUAUGUCAUCCUACAGGCUCUCCCAAGUGAGCUCUGGAUCCCAACAAGCCUUAUGUUAUUGGCUGGGAUUAUCAAAUAUGCUGAGCGGACUCGUGCUUUGUAUUUGGGGUGCUUGGGUAAUUUCAAGGCCAGCAUGCUUCCACCUGCUGACGCUGGUCCAAACUAUGCUCAACUCAUGGAGGAAUACACCUCAAAGAAGAUUGCCCAUGUUCCGGCUGAUAUUAAGAUAGAGAAAGAAUUUGGAGGCGGAGCUUCUGCAGAUUAUGCUGUUCGAGUUGAGCGCCUUUCCGACCUUGAUGUGGUGGAAGGUGGGUUCAAAUAUUUCAAUAUUUUUAAGGGUCUGAUUGUCGACCUCAUGUUUACCUUCCAAGAGCGGAAGGAUAGUCGAAGGUACUUCUUCGCAAGAAAUACAGAAGAUGCCUUCAAAGUGUUGGAAGUUGAACUCAAUUUCAUGUACGAUGCCCUCUACACCAAGAUGGUUGUGGUGAAUGGGAAUAUCGGCUACUUUCUCCGCUUCGUUUGCUCUACUUGCCUAGUGGCUUCCUUGGAGCGAUUUGCAGCUCAUCAUAAGCAGAAAAAUGGUGGGCAUCCGCCCAACCAGGGGAAAAUGCACCCCUUCGACGUUUAUGUUACCUAUGCCUUGCUCAUUGGUGCCAUCUGCCUGGACUCUAUAGCUGUCAUCAAGCUCAUUUUUUCUGACUGGACUAUAGUUCUACUCAGAUACCGUAGAGCCAAAGAGUUUCUUCUUAAAACACGUAAAAGACUCACCAUCUACAGAAUAGGCAGCUGGUCCAAAACUUUUGGUAGGAGGUGGUCCAAUUCUAUGUCACAGCACAGUUUGGUUCGUUACUGCCUGAAGGAGCGGUUCAAAUGGAUCGACGUAACUGUAGAUUGGUUUGGACUUAAGGAUAUUCUGGAUGAGAUUCAAUACAAAGAACACAUAAAGGUUCCAAAAGAUUUAAAAAUUUUUAUUUGCGAGGCGCUGAAGGAAAAGGCCAAGAAAGCAGAGGAUUCAAAAACUGCCAGGGAGAUAUGUUCAGGGCGAGGUGAUUGGGUUCUCUCACAGAGCGCUUGUCAGUCCCUGAUAUGGAGUGUUGAUGGUGAAUAUGAUGAGAUUCUUUUAUUGUGGCAUAUAGCUACUGAUCUCUGCUUUUAUGAAAUGCCGUCAUCAACACAUACAGACCCUGAAGUUGGACAUCAGCCAUCAAAAGAAGGAAGCUUUGAUAAUAGACGCGAGUUCAGUAAAUUCUUGUCAGACUACAUGCUAUAUCUUUUGGUCAUGAGGCCUACAAUGAUGUCUGCAGUGGCAGGUAUUGGGCAAAUUAGGUUUCGAGACACUUGUGAGGAAGCAAAGAAGUUUUUUCGCAGAAAGGAUAUCAUUUCUGGAGGAAAAUUUAAAGAAAGCUCUUUGUUGUCGUGGUUUAAGAAGUUUUCUUCUGAAAGAAAAAAAGAAUUGAUGCAGGAAAAAAUAUGGGAAGCCUGUGCAGCGCUACUUCUGAUAGAAACUGUUGUUAAGCCCAUUGAAGUGAAGGGUGAUAGAAGCAAAUCAGUGUUGUUUGACGCAUGUAUUCUUGCAAAGGAACUCAAAAAAUUGAACGAAAGGAAGAGGUGGAAGGUAAUGAGUGAAGUAUGGGUGGAAUUGUUGUCUUAUGCUGCAAGUCAUUGCAGAGCAAAUACUCAUGCCCAGCAGUUCAGCAAAGGUGGAGAACUUGUUACUUUUGUUUGGUUACUAAUGACCCAGUUAGGCUUGGGAGAUCAGUUCCGGGUAGAGGCUGGCCAUGCUAGAGCAAAACUGCUUGUGGAGAAGUAAAGGAAGACUUCAAACCAACUAAUGAUCCUCUGUUUUUUACUAUGUAUUAGACAUUUCUAUCUCUUAAUGCUUUCAGUUGAAUAAUCACCAAGUUCCAGUAGUAUGUCAUUUUCCUUUUGCAUCUGAUGCCCUUUUCUUUUCCAUGCCUUAACUCUUAACAAUGUUCACUGGAUGUGGCAAUUAUGCAUGUAACACAAACACAAGUCCACCUAUAGCAGUAAUUCAUGGAUUUUGCAGCUCA
Vitis vinifera (wine grape) is the source of this 2609-nucleotide messenger RNA. RefSeq lists its product as uncharacterized. NCBI's taxonomy places the organism in Eukaryota, Viridiplantae, Streptophyta, Magnoliopsida, Vitales, Vitaceae. The transcript is spliced from 2 exons. Bases 161 to 2368 code for a protein of 735 amino acids. The record is from RefSeq and is a predicted model, not a curated record.